CCGUUAAAUCGACGUUGUAAGGGUCUUCAUAAGAGAAAGGACUUGGAAAUAGGAUGGGGUGGAAAGAACCAGACAGAUGCAAAAGUCCAUAUACUGGUCCAAGUAAUAGUUGUAAUAGGAUCAUGUGCAUGAAGACAGUAUUUCUGUUAUUGACGUGGCUUGUCUUCCGCAUUGCUGGGAUUGACAUCUUGACUCUGGAGUUGGAUGAAAUUGCAGUAGCUCAAAAGUAUCCAAGUUGUCGCAUAAAACCUCGUUCUAACGCGUCUAAUGAGAAGACCGUGUUGCUGUAUGAAGGAGAGAGUUUACACAUCGACUUGUGCAUAACUCGGAAACAGAUGGUGUCUGUCAAAAAUCUAGCUUACUCAAAUGAUGGACCAAGCGACAAUAUCUCAUUUAUAGCUGACGGAAAGACGAUCGGUAGCGUUAUCACGAACAACGAGACGAAGUUUGGCAGUGAUUGGAAUUUAUUUCACAAAAGCUCCACCGUCGGGGAGAAAUGGACCAUAGACGUUGGAAGGUUGACUUUGGUCAUAAGAGCUCCUUCCACAGACCAAUACGGUGUGGAGCUUGACUACCUGGAUCUGGAGUUCAGCCGCAAAGUCUCUAAGGACAACAAUCUAUGUAAAGAGACAGAACCGACUGUGACCACACAGUUUGCGUCUCACCCAUGUCGUCUCAAAGACACAUCAGCAAACACUCCUACAAGAACUGAUACCACGACAACCAUGACUCCAACGGUGUCUUCAGUAACAACUACAGCUGCAGUUCCUGUUCGAUCAGAGACUGUUGUAUUCCAGGGUGGUUCUAAAGUGAUUUCUCUCCGCCGAGCCACCAAGUUUGUCUGCCAGGAAGAGAUGGCCAAAUUCCUUGUCACUUCGAGAGACACGAACAUUCUUCAUGUAUCUACACUACAUAGAACAACCAUCACCGCCCCUGUGCAUCCAAGCUUUGCCCUAAGCGCCACACCCGAUUUUACAGAAUCACGACCAACUGUUCUUAUUGAAGGUUUUUCUGGCCGAGGAAAGAAUAUGUGGGUUGUGAUGGACGGCAAGGACGCUGAAGUUUCAGUCCUUAUCGUUUCAGUUCCUGCACCAAAUUUUGGACAAAUGUCACCGAUGCUGAUAUUCUACCAAGACGGUCAUUUUCGCCUUUUUCCUUACCAUCCAGUGUAUGCUCAACCCAAGUUUUACUUGACGAGUCCUGAAGACGGACAGGAAACAACUGGCCUCGACAUUGAUACUGUUGCUGUAGCUGUUACCGAUAGCGAAUUAGAACUUAAGGUGAAGAGCGGAAACCAUAUGACUAGGAUGCACAUGGGGCUUGGAGAACUGUCAACCCAACUGACGGUGAUUGUAGGGGAGGGAAAUGAGUCAAACCUCCUGUCUGUUGUCACACCAUGUUGGAUUGGCAGUGACCCGUUCAUGCGUCUCUUCGCCCAAGUUGAUUCUGGGGACUUCAAGUCACUGUUUGUGUCUUCAGAUCCCUUAUCGGGGAACAACAUUUCAAUCAGAAUCGAUGAAAUGAAAAAGAAAUAGAACUCACACGUUGCGGUCACUACUUGAACCGUUUAUCACACUUGUAUAGCUAAUUUAAUGCUUAUAUAUCCAGUUAGCCCAUGAACAUUGUGCCGCAUGCUAUAUCAUGAAUCCUACUUCCUGUAAAAAACAUAUUGAUGUCAUAUGCAGUCAGAACAAAUAUAGUUUAUUGUAUCUUAUAGCUUAAAUGGAUAGAAUUAUCAUUAAAACGCCCGCAUGUUAUCAGAAAUGAGCGGGCCACUGUAACUUGAUAAUGCCCUCAUAUUACUUGACGACGGGC
Molecule: messenger RNA, 1815 nt
Organism: Haliotis rufescens (red abalone)
Lineage: Eukaryota; Metazoa; Mollusca; Gastropoda; Lepetellida; Haliotidae
Exons: 2
Coding region: 54-1535 (493 amino acids)
Source: RefSeq, a predicted model, not a curated record